AAAGUUAUUUUAAAAUGGUUAAAGUUAAAAGCGUUGGUUUUUCUGUUGAAAAAAUCGUCGACAAACGUAUUUCGACUGAAGGUAAAAUUGAAUAUUUUAUCAAAUGGAGAGGAUAUCCCAAUUCUGACAACACCUGGGAACCCGAAGAACACUGCAAUUGUCCACAAUUAAUACAAAAAUUCGAAGAAUCUCGUGCCAAGGCAAAGAAACGCGGUGACAAGAAACCAAAAAUCGAAGAAAUCACCAAACCGCGCGGCUAUGACCGUGGACUAACUGUUGAGGAGAUUUUGGGUGCCACAGAUGUCACUGGCGAUGUCUCCUAUCUUAUCAAAUGGUCUGGUUGCAAUGAAUAUGAUUUGGUUGCUGGUUCAGAAGUUCGAGAACGUGACCCUUUAGCUGUUUUGGAAUUCUAUGAAAAGCGAUCACCUUUUCAACGUUGGAUUGAAAAUCGCUCCAAGGGAAUACCAGAAGAACUUAAAACCAAUGCAUUGCAAUAUAGCAAUAGCAAUGUUGAUACAACCAUGGAAGAUGCCCCAGCUUUAGAUGGAACAGAGAUUCCAUCUCUCGAAUUAGAUUUACAAUAAAAGACUUAAUUGAUUUUUU
Messenger RNA from Episyrphus balteatus (marmalade hoverfly), 603 nucleotides. RefSeq names its product chromobox protein homolog 3-like. Gene Ontology annotation, molecular function: chromatin binding. Gene Ontology annotation, cellular component: pericentric heterochromatin; nucleus. The coding region runs from base 15 to 584 and encodes 189 amino acids. The record is from RefSeq and is a predicted model, not a curated record. NCBI's taxonomy places the organism in Eukaryota, Metazoa, Arthropoda, Insecta, Diptera, Syrphidae. The transcript has 2 exons. Gene Ontology annotation, biological process: negative regulation of transcription by RNA polymerase II; chromatin organization.